AUGGGUUAUUGCAAUUGUAAACAUUUUUGUAAGGCUGGUUUUCAGGUCGUUGGUGGCAGCAAAUACCAGCAACUACUAGCGGUUAUUGAAGAACUUGGUAAAGAUAUUCGGCCAACCUACACCGGUAACAAGAUUUGCGCGGAACGCCUGAAGAGAUCAAUCGCCCAUUCGCGGAUUCUCGUAAGGUGGGGCGCACUCAUAUCCUUGGACUUACCACAAAACCCUGCAUUCGUGCUUUCUACUCAGUUCAAUGUACUCGUUUCCACUUAUCAGUUAGAAGGAGCUUGCUCACGAAUUGGUUCCAUAUACAUUCUUUCGCACGACCUUGAUAUUAUUCGCUGUAUCGUCGCUCCUGCUGGGGUGUUCCGCUUCGAACUUCUGGACUCCGACGUCGUCAUCGCUGCUGUCACCGAUGGUUCGCUGUUUAUCACGACAUUCAACGGUUAG
Molecule: messenger RNA, 447 nt
Organism: Angiostrongylus costaricensis
Lineage: Eukaryota; Metazoa; Nematoda; Chromadorea; Rhabditida; Metastrongylidae
Source: the annotation of a GenBank genome assembly